AUACGUUUUAAAACUGAAAGCCAUGCUUUAUGAAUAACAUAUACCUGAAGCUUGUUUUGCUAUUCAAUGAAAAAAUUCUUAGCAGUUUUUAAAUUAAGCCCUCGAUGAGUAGAUAGUUCAGGAAGUUUAAGCUAUUUCAAGCAUUUACUCUAAAAACCACAAAUCAUAUAUGGAAAAGAAUAUUUUGUAAACAGUAACACUACAGUAUAUUGAUAAAAUUAUUAAUAUUUAUUUAUCUAUAAGCACAAUUAUUGUUGUUUUAGUGUACUUCAGAAAACGUGUUCAGUUCAUCACCAAAGUUGGAUCAAAGGAUCCAAGGGUACAAGGAAAAGAAAUAUAUGGCAGCUUUUUCGAGCCACAGAUUUUGAAUCGUUGAUGUAUCCUUGCUUCAUCGUUUGUCGUAUUCUGGGGAUGUUUCCAUAUAGGAUCAAUGCUUUAAACAUCAAAAUUUGCAAGCCAUGCUAUAUUUUAUCAACCAUCAUUAUCAGCGUUUUUUGCUUUUUCACACUAAUCGCUAUGUACGUACUCAAUUUUUCUAAAGAAAUUGUGUACACAAACUUACCCGUAACCAAAAAAUUUCAAGAUAACUUCCAGCUUAUUUCCGGAGGUUUCGCUGUAGUUGUCACAUUUAUUUUAAGUAAACCACGAAUGCGUUUAAUUCAAACCAUAAUGGAAAUCUCUUCAAGCCUGUCCUCGGAAUCAUAUCAAAAUCUAUCUAGACUUAUCCAUUCCAAGGAUAUUUUUGGGCUGGUCUAUAUAUUCGUGGUAGCGUCGAUAAUUUUCUACAACUUAUCAGACGACAUUUUAACAAAGACAUUUGUGCUAUAUAACAUCCUGUUUUUGUUCCAAAUAGAUAUGAUAUUCAUAAAUUGUGUUUUCGUAUUAAAAGCUUGUUUCAAGCAACUCAAUGACAAUCUAAUAAAUUUAGUAAAACUAGUAACGAAUGAUGACACUUAUAUCCUUGGGAGCACCUAUUAUAAUGAAAGAAAUCCAUUGGUGCUCAUGAAACUCAAGGUUCUAAAGAAGCAACAUUUGAUGAUCAGCGACACAGUGCAAGUGCUAAAUAAGAUUUUUAGUUUGCCACUUCUUGUUACCAUAAGUAGGACUUUUCUCGCAAUCACUUUCGCAUUGUACUUCUACGUAAUGCGUUGGAAAAUUGGGAUGCUUUACGCAGAAAAUAAUGUAAACGGCCAAAUUUAUGAUAUGGUUUGGAUAUUUAUUAUGACAUUUUUUGCUUUAAAAAUGGGAUUGUUAGUAUGGGCUUGCGAAACCGCCAAGAAUCAAGCAAUUGAUAUCAACACUGCCGUCCACAGCGUGCUAAACAGCAUCAGCGAUAAGGAAUUAAAACGCGAGCUGCAACUAUUUGCUCUGCAAUUAGUCCAUCAUAGAAAUGUGUUUUCUGCAAAAUGGACUAAUAUAGACCUAACACUCUUCACUGCUAUGGUGGGCGGAAUUACCAAGCACUUAGUAAUUUUGAUACAAUUCCUGUUCAUAUCUUGCGAAGUGCAACCUACAAUUAACUCUGAUGUAAACUAAUUAGUGAGAUAUCUGAUCAAAUAAA
Molecule: messenger RNA, 1561 nt
Organism: Solenopsis invicta (red fire ant)
Lineage: Eukaryota; Metazoa; Arthropoda; Insecta; Hymenoptera; Formicidae
Product: putative gustatory receptor 28b
Exons: 3
Coding region: 376-1536 (386 amino acids)
Biological process (GO): sensory perception of taste
Cellular component (GO): axon; neuronal cell body; membrane
Source: RefSeq, a predicted model, not a curated record